AAAUCAAAGCCAAAACUAGUAAAUUUUAACAAAGAUUCUGAUUUCAUAACAGCUAACGAGUCUGAUAAAAACGCGGGGUAAAAAUGAACAAAAAUCUUUCACUACUGCGCCAACUGGCAAAUGAAAUUCGCAAAACGUCAUCUGAAAAGAAUAUCGGGAAUAAUGUAAUGAUGCGCUACAUUGUUGAACAAAGUUCAGCUCAUAAGGAAACAUCGGAAACGUUGUGUAAGGCUAGAGAAGAAUUGUACAAUUUGGCUCAUAACUAUUUAUGCUACCUCCAGUCUAUUAGAAAAUAUCAAGAAAUACACAAGUUCUAUAGUGGAAAAGGGGAACGCAGUACGAAAGAAACAGCAAAGCUUGUUGGAUUUAAGUUGCCACAUGACCCUCGAUAACAUAGUUAUUACACAAUUGAAAGAAGCUUAGAAUUGUUUAUAAAAUAUUAGAUGUAGAUGAAUAAAUAUUGUGAAGUUAAACACGAUUUCUAUUUAUAAUUUAUCAUCCUGAAAUUAUAUUUACUAUUAGUUAGUUUAUUGACCUUCAGUUUAACAUUAAAUAUA
This is a messenger RNA of Copidosoma floridanum, 557 nucleotides long. RefSeq names its product protein FMC1 homolog. The record is from RefSeq and is a predicted model, not a curated record. NCBI's taxonomy places the organism in Eukaryota, Metazoa, Arthropoda, Insecta, Hymenoptera, Encyrtidae.